AAAUAUCUUUCUCCCUCUUCUGGGUGCGUCUCAGUGUCACUCACUAACUUUUUUGAAUUUGUGAGAAGCAAAGUUGUGAACGGAAGCAAAAGUAAGCAUGGCUGGGUACAAAGCUGAUGAUGAGUACGAUUACCUCUUCAAGCUGGUUCUGAUUGGCGAUUCUGGUGUGGGAAAAUCCAACUUGCUUUCGAGGUUCACCAGGAACGAGUUCAACUUGGAGUCCAAAUCCACCAUAGGGGUUGAGUUCGCUACCAAAAGCUUGAAUAUUGAUGGCAAGGUCAUCAAGGCUCAGAUUUGGGAUACUGCUGGACAAGAAAGGUACCGUGCCAUUACCAGUGCUUACUACCGCGGAGCUGUUGGCGCCUUACUUGUGUAUGACGUAACCCGCAGUACCACAUUUGAGACUGCUGGGAGGUGGUUGAAGGAGUUAAGGGAUCACACCGACCCGAACAUCGUGGUCAUGCUUAUCGGAAACAAGUCAGAUCUUCGACAUCUUGUUACCGUCUCCACCGAAGAUGGAAAAGCUUUUGCAGAGAAAGAGUCCCUCUACUUCAUGGAAACUUCUGCUCUGGAAGCAACCAAUGUCGAAAACGCAUUCUCUGAGGUUCUUACUCAGAUAUACCGCAUAGUGAGCAAGAGAGCGGUUGAGGCUGGUGACAGGGCAAGUACUUCUGUUGUUCCAUCCCAGGGACAGACAAUAAAUGUGAACGAAGAUUCUUCUGUUUUGAAUAGAUACAGAUGCUGCUCAAAUUAGAUGCUUUAUUAGAGGCAAGUGGUUUUCAUAGCCUGCAUCAAUUUGUAAAUGGUUACAUGUGAUUGGUGAUAUAUGAUGCUGUAGAAUAAGACUAGUCUUACAUAUUGUUUGGAAAAUGCUUACAUGCAUCUAUGCAGGAUUUGUGUUUCUUAAAACGAUGUUUCCAAAAACGCAUUUGAAACAAGUCUGUUUAUCUAAAUUCCAUAGGACCAUUGUUGUUUGAGGAUCUUAAUAUCUGCUAUGCUUGUAAUGCUACGACUAUGGUGCAAAUGAGUUUAGUUUUCUGUA
This is a messenger RNA of Lotus japonicus, 1042 nucleotides long. Its product is annotated as ras-related protein Rab11E. The record is from RefSeq and is a predicted model, not a curated record. Gene Ontology annotation, cellular component: endosome. The transcript is spliced from 2 exons. Gene Ontology annotation, molecular function: GTP binding; GTPase activity. NCBI's taxonomy places the organism in Eukaryota, Viridiplantae, Streptophyta, Magnoliopsida, Fabales, Fabaceae. The coding region runs from base 98 to 754 and encodes 218 amino acids.